Messenger RNA from Hippopotamus amphibius kiboko, 1128 nucleotides. RefSeq names its product alcohol dehydrogenase 6-like. Gene Ontology annotation, biological process: retinoic acid metabolic process; retinol metabolic process. Gene Ontology annotation, cellular component: cytosol. The record is from RefSeq and is a predicted model, not a curated record. The transcript is spliced from 9 exons. NCBI's taxonomy places the organism in Eukaryota, Metazoa, Chordata, Mammalia, Artiodactyla, Hippopotamidae. Gene Ontology annotation, molecular function: all-trans-retinol dehydrogenase (NAD+) activity; zinc ion binding.
AUGAAUACUACAGGGAAAGUUAUCAGGUGCAGAGCAGCCAUACUCUGGAACCCUAGUGGACCAUUUUCCAUUGAGGAGGUAGAAGUGGCCCCUCCAAGGGCAAAUGAAUUUCGCAUAAAGGUCAUGGCUACGGGGCUCUGUGGUACAGAGCUGAAAAUGUUGAAAGAUAAAACCCUUCACCACCAUCGUUAUCCUAUCAUUAUGGGCCAUGAAGGGGCUGGAAUAGUGGAGAGUGUAGGAGAAUGAGUGAGCACAGUGAAAGCAGGAGAUAAAGUUAUUGCACUCUUUCUACCACAGUGUGGAGAAUGUGCCUCUUGCCUUAAUUCUGGGGACAAUUUUUGCAUAAAAUUCAAACAGUCAGAAACCAACCUGAUGUCUGAUGGUACCAAUAGGUUCACCUGCAAGGGAAAACCAGUAUACCACUUUGGGAAUACAAGCACCUUCUCUGAAUACACAGUGUUGAAUGAAAUUUCAGUUGCCAAGACUGACGCAGUUGCACCUCUGGAGAAAGUAUUCCUACUUAGCUGUGGUUUUUCCACUGGCUAUGGUGCUGCAAUAAAUACUGCCAAGGUGACCCCAGGCUCCACUUGUGCCAUGUUUGGCCUUGGAGGAGUCGGCAUGUAUGUUAUCAUGGGAUGCAAAGCAGCUGGAGCAGCCAGGAUCAUUGCAGUGGACAUCAAUAAAGACAAAGUUGAGAAGGCAAAGGAAGUGGGUGCCACUGAGUGCAUCAACCCUCAGGACUAUGAGAAACCCAUCCAAGAAGUUUUAUUUGAUAUGACAGGUGAUGGUGCGGACUUUUGCUUUGAGGUCAUUGGAAAUCCAGAAAUUGUGGCAGCUGCCUUGGGCUCCUGCCGUGAGAGCCAUGGGGUCUGCGUGAUUAUUGGGUUGACCGUUGAUGUCCAACUCAACAUCAGUGGUCGUUUGUUCUUCUCGGGACGUUCUUUAAAGGGAUCUGUUUUUGGAGGCUGGAAAAGCAGAGAGAGUGUCUCUAAACUGGUUUCUGAUUAUAUGGCAAAGAAGAUUAAUCUAGAUCCAGUAAUGACCCAUACUCUGAAUCUUGAUAAAAUCAACAAAGCAGUUGAAUUAAUGAAAAGCGGAAAAUGUAUCUGCUGUGUCCUGUUACUUUAA